GUACCAACAGUAUCUAAUUCUCACUAUGAAUCACUGUGUGCUGGUGUUUAUAAUGAGUCGGAUGGAAGCAGCCUCAAGUGUAAACUAAAAAUUGGAAGCAAAACAAUGAACAUUCUGGUGACUAUAUCUAUCCGUGUGAGCGCUAAAAAACCUGUUAACAUUGGUCCAGAAACUUCAACAACCUCGUACCUUAUACGUUCAAAAGCAGUCAGAAUAUUUCAUUGUGUGGAUGAGGUACAUCAAUUUAUUGAAAUAAUGUGUGAUCCAUAG
Messenger RNA from Cokeromyces recurvatus, 270 nucleotides. RefSeq lists its product as uncharacterized. The record is from RefSeq and is a predicted model, not a curated record. The transcript has a single exon. The annotation marks the transcript as partial. NCBI's taxonomy places the organism in Eukaryota, Fungi, Mucoromycota, Mucoromycetes, Mucorales, Mucoraceae.